This is a messenger RNA of Chenopodium quinoa (quinoa), 1173 nucleotides long. Its product is annotated as F-box protein At2g05970-like. The record is from RefSeq and is a predicted model, not a curated record. Bases 1 to 1173 code for a protein of 390 amino acids. The transcript has a single exon. Lineage: Eukaryota; Viridiplantae; Streptophyta; Magnoliopsida; Caryophyllales; Amaranthaceae.
AUGGCUAAUUGGAGUGAUUUGGCCGUUGAUAUCCUUAGAGAAAUAGUGUUGAAACUAGAUUCUGCCCAAGACUUAGUCUAUUUCUCCGUUGUAUGUGAAUCAUGGCAGUUUGCGUAUUCUACGGCUAAAAGUAAUUGGACUAGGACGAUGCCAUGGUUGAUGCUACCCGAAAACGCACAAAAUAGCCCUAAUUACCCUAGGAUAACAUACUGUCCUAAUAAGCAAAGGUGUUACCAAUUACAUCUCCCUCAAACUUACGGUGCUAGAUGUUGGGGUUCGUCGUGUGGUUGGGUUGUCGUACUCGAUCCUAACCUAGAGCUAUACAUGUUGAACCCGAUAACUAAGUCUCGCAUUUGCCUACCCCCUCUAUCACCAAUGCUCAACGUAUCUGUUAAAGAUGAAGACGGCCCUGCGUUUUAUCACACACUUAUCAUAGAAAAGGCCGUCGUAAUUGAAGCUGAUGAAAAAUACAUUGUCAUAACAACACCUGGCAGCUUUUAUCGCGGUGUAAAAUAUGCAACGCCUGGUGACCGAAAAUGGACCGAGAUUUAUUUCCCCGAUACAAACAAAAGGUAUGUGAGUGAUGUUACGCGUUGGGGUUCAAAUUUGCUAUUCAUAAACGACUUUGGAAGAGUUGGAUAUUGUGAAAUCAGUACACUCUUAAGUUCACAGCCUGUUACAUUAAUGGAGUAUAUACCUCAACCCUCCUUUUUGUCUGAUUACAUAGUACCAUUGUCGUUUAAUUGCAAAGCAUUAAAUCAAGUAUACUUGUUGGAAUCAUUUGGUGAACUUCUUAUGGUAUUCAGAUACAAAAUUGAGCUUUACGACGAUGAUCCUUGGGAGUGUCAAACGAUUAAUUUUAAGGUAUACAAGUUCAACUUUGAGACCAAAAUUUGGGCACAAGUCAAUGACUUGGGUGAUGUUGCAAUCAUCGUUGGGAGUAAUACUUCGUUGUCGAUUCGUGCAUCGCGCAUUCAUAACUGCAGAAGGAACUGUAUUUAUUUCAGCAAUGAUCAGUGGCUAUUUCGGAAUGGGAACCCUCUUAUCUUUGGAGGUGACAAAGCUGACAAUGGACUUUUCGACAUAACAAAUCAGGCGUUGGAAACCGUUUAUAGAAGUCAUGAAAAUCGUUCUAAAUUAAGCUCUCCUUUUUGGUUUAUGCCCAAGUUUUAA